Fusarium fujikuroi IMI 58289 is the source of this 1056-nucleotide messenger RNA. RefSeq names its product related to integral membrane protein. The transcript has 5 exons. Bases 1 to 1056 code for a protein of 351 amino acids. Lineage: Eukaryota; Fungi; Ascomycota; Sordariomycetes; Hypocreales; Nectriaceae. The record is from RefSeq and is a predicted model, not a curated record.
AUGGCCGGGCUGCAGCCCGAUAUCUAUGCAGCCAUCAGCAUCACUUGGGUCGCGGCCUUUCUGGCCCUCAGUCUGCGGCUGAAGGCGCGACGAAUGACGAAAAUGAGCCUUUGGUUCGACGAUUACUUCGCCAUAAUUUCCUUGCUCUUUGUGACAAGUUACUGUUCCGUCACGAUAUACUGGACGCAUAGCUACAAACUCGGCCAAUCCAUCCUCACGAUCGCAGACCCAACCGAAGCGAACCGUAUCCAAGACCGAUCGCGACUUUUACUCUGGAUCUGCGAACUUCUGUACGCCUCGUCGAUUGCGUUCUGCAAACUCAGCAUUCUCUGUUUUUACUGGCGCGUCUUUCAGUACACCUCAAUUCGUUACGCCAUCAUCAUCUUGCUUGUCGCCGUCAGCAUAUGGAUCACUAUUCGGACUUUCAUGGUCCUCUUUCACUGCGUGCCGAUAAGAGCAUAUUGGGAUAAGAGCAUACAAGGCGCCAAAUGCCCGUUUAACGAAGCGAAUUUCUUCUUUGCUACGAUUCUCGUACAUACGACUAUGGACUGCGUCAUCCUGAUUUUACCCGUCAUUGAAGUUAUGAAGAUGACGCUACCUUUAUCGCAAAAGCUGGCCGUUGUUGGACUUUUUACGUCUGGAACCAUAGUAUGCGUCGCGUCGAUAUUCGUUUUGGUGCAUUCGAAGUUAUAUAACCCUCGAACCGACGACAUUCCAAAAGACAUGGCAGAGAACAUGAUGUGGGCAGCCGUCGAGAUAAAUAUGGCAGUUUUCUCAGCUUGUCUCCCCAUGCUGCGACCCAUUUUUCGUCACUUUCUUCCAGGACUCUCGACAACAGAAGAGUCAGCACAAGCACCAAUCAGUUUACCAAAUGUUGUCCUACCCGGAGUAAGGCUCACCGAAACGAGGUCAAAGAAGCGGGAGUCUCGAAGGUCAGGCAUGUCUAACGGGCUGUAUGACCCGGAAUUGGGUGUUUUUCAUGGAUUUUCGGACAUAUCAAGCAUCAGGAGCGUGGCGUCUAGAUCAGAUAGUGAAUCCACGCCGAGGAGCACAUGA